This is a messenger RNA of Durio zibethinus, 4013 nucleotides long. RefSeq lists its product as uncharacterized. Lineage: Eukaryota; Viridiplantae; Streptophyta; Magnoliopsida; Malvales; Malvaceae. Gene Ontology annotation, biological process: meristem maintenance; meristem development. The record is from RefSeq and is a predicted model, not a curated record.
UUUUAGAAAAUCUGAUCAAUGCAUUGAAAUAAUGAUGCAAAGGACUCAAUAAAAUAUCAUAAACCAAACUGUAUCGUAUUGCAUCCCACAUGGACUGAUUCAGAACCUACCUAAAUUCACUCUUUAGAAAAAACCAUGAUUCAUGGUGUUUGCCAAUAUGCCACCCAACUGGAUCAGAUUGUAUUUUUUUAUCAUUGUUUUUCUUUUUUAGUAUUAGGAAAUUAUGUCCUUUUUUCUUAGGUUAGGUUCUGAUUGGUUCACUUUGAAAAAGGCGGCCUUAAGUACGGUAUUUCUCUUCGUGGUUAAGUUACUUCAUAGUUUAAACCCUUCAGAAAACUCCCCCUUGUGAAACUAAAGAUAACUUUUUGCCCAAACAAUCUUGCUUUCUUGGUUAUGGAGGAGUCCUCAAACGCCAUUGUUGAAGAAAGAUUUGAGCUUAUGGCUUCACCAGCUGGUAAGAACCUUAAAGUAAGAAUGGCCCAUUUCAUCACACCUUCCAUAGGCUUAGGUUGCAUUGAUGAAACACCGGUUGCUAACCUCACAAGACGUUGUCUUUCCUCUUUGCCAACCACUUUUGAGCCCAAAAAAUGGCCUUUAGAAGUCAAAUUCUGUGGCUGGAGAUGUCCACAAAGGAAUUGGAAAACUUGGGUAGUCGAGAUGGCUUCUUUGCACGAAUCUACAUGGAAGAAAGCAGGUAUUUUCGAAGCUAUCAUGAAUUCUACGUAUCAGAUAAAUAGAAACAAUGAUUUGGUGUUUGGGGUUGCUGAAAAAUGGUGCCAUGAAACCAAAAGUUUUCUUUUUCCUUGGGGUGAAGCAACGAUUACAUUGGAAGAUGUCAUGCUCUUGGGGGGUUAUUCUCUUUUGGGGUCUCCUGUUUUCACCCCUGUUGAAACAGAAAAAAUGGAGGAGACAAGGGAGAAACUUAACAAUGCAAGGAAAGAAAUCAACAGGAGUGCAUCUAAAAAGGUUUCCCAUAACCUAUGGAUGAGGAAAUUCAUCAACAGUGAUAGCGAAGUCGAGCAUGAGGCUUUUCUUGCAUUGUGGUUAUCAAGGUUUGUUUUACCGUCUUCUUUUGAUGUUGUUGCUGAAAGUGUUUUCCCUAUUGCUAUACACCUUGCUAGGGGGACUAGAAUUGCGCUUGCACCUGCUGUUCUUGCUAAAAUUUAUAGAGAUUUGAGUUGUUUAAAACAAAAUAUUGUUGCUUCAACACUGUUAGAGUCCAAUUGUGAUGAUGAAAAUGUUGCACUAGCAAUUUCCCUUUGGUCACCACUUCUAUUAGUCCAGGUUUGGAUCUGGGAGAGAUUUUUGGACUUACGGCCAAAGCCUAAUUUGAUUGAAAAUGGUAAGCCAAGGUUGGCUUUGUGGGAUGGCCUAAAUAGCAAAGUGCAAGAUGUGAGGUCAGUUCUAGACUCAUCCAAGGAAAGGUUUGAGUGGCGUCCUUAUGUUCGGAAAGUAACAAACUGUGAUGGUGCUAAGUUUUAUGGAGACAAGGCGAAAUGGAUAUUAAUUGAUUCAAGUUUUGAUGAUGAAUUGCUGUCAUUUGCUCGAUGCUUGAGGGCGUCGGAGCUGGUCGGACUUGACUGUAUAGAGCAGUACCUUCCACAGCGAGUAGCAUUGCAAUUUGGAAUGGAUCAAGAUAUUCCUGGUUGUGUUUCCCGUUCAAAUGAUAGUCCUGAGAUUGCAUGGUCUGAUUACAUUAAGUCUCCUGGUGGUGGGAAGUUAUACAUUCCGCCCACGCAUUUUGAGGGAGAUGUUACUACUCAGUACUUGAAAUGGUGGACGCAAUCAGUGUUGAGCCUGCAAGAGCAAAGAAGUUUCACAAACUUCAGCAUAACACCAAAUAGAGCAGAGGGAAUGAAUGGAAGUAAUGUGUUUACCAGUUGUAAGAUGAUUCCGAAGAGCUUGAAACGACCAAAGCAAGAUGAUACUUGCAUUGGUUUUAAGAGAAUGCCAAAGAAAUUUAAAGGGAUGAGAAAAGGUAAGGGCUUUUCUGGAUCUAACAUAAACCCAAAGAAAUCGAAAAGAGCAAAGGAAGGUACUUCUGCGUCAACUCGACCUGAUUUCCAUCUCAAGAGUUUGAAGAGAUCAUGCCAGUUUUUAAAACAAAAGGAGAAAGGUAACAAUGCCACUUCUGUUCUUGGUUCUCCACUGAAAAGAUUGAAAAGGUUAUCACAAAAUCCAAAAUGGAAGAAGGAAGUUCAUAAUGCAGGUUUUGUAGCUCGAAGCUCAGAAAGAAAGAGGAAAGGCAACACUACACCAGUACCUCAUGUAUUUCCUCCAAGGAGUUCAAAAGGUCUAGCACUUGGUUCAGAAGUAAACAGUGAAGAUAAGAAUGAGACUACUUCAGCUACCUCUCAUUCUAAGCCUUUAAAAGAACUAGCGCUUAGUUUUGUAAUUCGGAAGGAACUUAAUAAUUCUGCAGUUCCUCCUGGUUUUCCUCCUGAAGGCAAUAUGUUGCAAGCCAAUGGUUCUGUUAAUGAAGAUAAGGUGACUGCCCCAGUUCUUCCUGGUUUUACCCCCAAAUGCAAUGUGGUAGAAGCCAAAAGUUCUUUUAAUGAAGAAAAAGUGACUCUUUCAUUUCCUUCUGGUUUUCCUCCUAAAGCAAACAUGCUGAAAGCCAAAAGUUUUGUUCAUGACAAUAAGGUGACUGCUCCAGUUCCUCGUGACUUUACCCCCAAAUGCAAUGUGGUAGAAACCGAAAGUUUGAUUAAUGAAGACAAAAUGACUCCCUUGAUUAAUCCUGAUUUUCCUUUCAAAUGUGUUGAUGAAGAAGUGACUCCAUUAGUUCCUCCUGGUUUUCCUCCCAAAUGCAAUAUGGUGGAAGGCGAGGGUUCUGUUCAUGAAGAUGAAGUCACUCCCCUACUUACUCCUGGUCUUCCUUCCAAACGCAGUAUAGUUGAAGCCAAAGGUUCUGUUGAUGAAGCCGAAGUGACUCCCCUAGUCCCUCCUGGUUUUCCUCCCAAAUGCAAUAUGGUGGAAGCCAAUGUUUCUGUUGACGAAGACGAAGUGACUACCCUAGUUGUUCCUGGUAUUUCUCCUAAUAUACUUGAAGUCAGGGAUGUAGUCGAAGAUAAAGUGACCGAGAAAAUUGCAAGAUCUGCUAGCAGUCGUGACAAUAUGGCAAAUAAAGUGGGUAGAUAUGAUGAGAAGUCAGCCAGUCAUUGUCGAAGUCUUUCUUUGGGUUCUCAUGAUGAAGAUCAACUGACAGUAGCAGAAAUGUUGAAAUCUAAUGACAAGCUUGACAAUGUUGACUACAGAGAUGCUGGAGAGAACUCAUCAGGUCAAUAUCAAAGUUUUUCCUCUUCAAUCGCAGAUAAUGAACUUCCAAGAUGUGAGCUGAUAACAACACUUGAAGCAGCAAUGGUUAUGCCAGCUGAAGCUGCAAAUGGAGGUUCAAAGAGAGCUACCAUUCAAGAUGCAAUUGAAAGUAAUGAUGGGAGGCCUGCUGAUAAAACGAUGGGAAACGAUGAUAGUUCAGAUGAUAAAGCUGCAAGUAUCCAUGACAUUGAGGGUUAUGGUAAUAGCUGUCUAAAUGAGAUAUCAAAGCUACAUCUCGAAGCACGAAUUAGCAGGCUGGAAAGACUGGUUGCUGAGAUAAAAGCAGCAAGGAAAGUUAAAGUCAUUAAUAACGGCAUAUGUUAAUUCAGUUUUGUCAUUUUUUGGCAAUUUCUGAUCAUCAGUUAGAAGUGAGCUUGCUGGAGGAAGUAGACGCUGUGAUCGAGAACCAGCUAGUUAUGGAAGACCAUGCUUUGAAGCUAACUGAUUUGUUUAGUUAGCAUUCAUCUCUGCCAAAAGCUAACUGUAAUUACUUUAAGCUUCUCUACAGUAAAACCUAUGCAAUUGUCUUCUUCCUAGCCACAGCGAAUGAAUGGUAGCUCCAUAGGCAGAUGUAUAGUUUGAAAAUUUUCAUGAUUUUGAUGCUGUUCUAUUUUGGUGAUUCGCGUUUAUUAUAAAUUCGGAAAUGACUUCGCCUACCAUGCUUUGUUCAUGCACUUGAUGGAUCACUGGUGAUC